AUGUCUCAGAUAAGACUAGGCCACCUGGACGAGCUGCAGGUGCAGCGGCUGGAGGAGAUGUGCAUCGUGGUUGAUGAGAACGAUCGGGUUAUUGGGGCUGAGACAAAGAAGAAUUGCCACUUGAAGGAAAACAUCGAAAAGGGCCUUUUACACCGUGGCUUCAGUGUUGUCCUGUUCAACAUGCAAGAUGAGCUCCUGGUGCAGCAGCGAUCAGAUGCCAAGUACACAUUUCCUGGGCAUCUCACUGACUCCUGCUCCAGUCACCCCCUGAGCAAUCCUGCAGAGCUGGAGGAGAAAGACGCCCUGGGAGUGAGGCGCGCGGCCCACAGGCGCCUGCAGGCCGAGCUGGGCAUUCCCCCCGAGCAGAUUUCCAUAGAAGAUAUAAUUUUUGUGACUCGAAUUUACCACAAUAGUCCAUCAGACGACACCUGGGGAGACCACGAAGUGGGCUAUCUUCUGUUGGUGAAGAAAGCUCUCACGCUGAACCCAGACUCCAGGGAGGUCAAAAGUUACCGCUACAUGACCAGGGAGGAGCUGGGGGAUGUCUUAGAUCGGGCAGCCCAGGGACUGGAGAAAGUCACCCCAUGGUUCAGGACCAUCAUGGAGGGCUUUGUGUUCAAGUGGUGGGGGAAGAAGCUACAGGAUGUGUCCCAGUUUGUGGAGCCUGACACAAUCCACAGACCGUGA
Messenger RNA from Condylura cristata (star-nosed mole), 687 nucleotides. Its product is annotated as isopentenyl-diphosphate delta-isomerase 2-like. The coding region runs from base 1 to 687 and encodes 228 amino acids. Lineage: Eukaryota; Metazoa; Chordata; Mammalia; Eulipotyphla; Talpidae. Gene Ontology annotation, cellular component: cytoplasm. The transcript is spliced from 4 exons. Gene Ontology annotation, molecular function: isopentenyl-diphosphate delta-isomerase activity. Gene Ontology annotation, biological process: isopentenyl diphosphate biosynthetic process; isoprenoid biosynthetic process. The record is from RefSeq and is a predicted model, not a curated record.